AUGUCCCAGUAUGGUGAAGCUGAUGGUGAGAUGAAAGGUGAAGACCAGGCAUUCCCCGGAGAUUGGGAGCCUUUAGAAAUGACCCAAAAGACUCAGGGAAAACUUUUUAUUCUUAUGCUUAGAUUUGAUGAGGAAUCAUAUAGAAAGGUGACUGGAUGCAAAGGGUAUGACCUAGUAGCAAUAAACUGGUCAUUGUUAUUACUAAAAAAACAAAAAGAGAAAGAAUACUUUGAAAGGAACAAGUUAAGAUCAAAAAUGAAAUUAAUGGGAGUUUUAUCACCUGUCAAAAAUUCCACUGUCAGUUUAGACCUUCUUAACCUCUAUAUGGUAAAUCAAAUAUCUUGUAAGAAGAAAACACUUGAAACUGUGAAAAGACCAACCCAUGUGAAUAUGAACAGAGACUUAAAAAUCCCUGUACGAAAUCACAAUUUAGAACUUCCAAUGUCUCCUCAUUGUAUACCUUCUAAACUCUGCAUUGAUGAUAUAGAAAACAAUAUACCUUUUCAAAAAUUAGAUAGCAAGGAAGAACCUGAAGUAGUUCAGUCAUUACAAGACAGGAAUGCAUAUAGAACAUUUGGACCUCAGUUGAACAGAAGAGAAAACUGCCAGUAUCCUCCACUGUGUUCUUCAGAAUUACCUUGUAAUGGAUAUAUACCAAAACAAAAUUUCACAAUCAGAAUAACACCAGGGUUUCCAAAAUUUGAAUAUGAACAACAGCAAAAUGAACAGCUCAGUAAUGGUAACUGUUCUGAUCCCUUAGUUUCCAAAUUAAAUCAAAGUCAAGAUGUUUUAAGUUCAUCAUUUAAAGUAGCACACUUUGGAACAUUGUUUGAGAGAACAAAGAGCAAAGCAAUGCCAGUGUUACAGGUCAAGUUUGAAAAUUACUACCCUCUUUGUCAUUUUGAAGUAGUUUGUUCAGAAAAUGGUGAUUUUAUUACUAAAAGACCUGCUGUAAUUAUGGCGGAAGAUGAUGGAAGGCUGCAUGAACAACAAUUAGGCUUCUUUAUUGGAAAACCAUCCUUACAACAUAUUUGGGAGCAUAAUGGAAAAGAAUUUUCUGAUUUUCUUGAUGAUGUGAGCCAUCCAAAAAAUCAUGACUCUUUUGUUAGUGAAAAUAUGAUUAAUUUAUUAAAUGUGGAUCAACAAAGAAGAAAGAAAAUGUUUGGUAAGUGUGGUUCUAAUAGUUCUGGAAAUAGUUAUACACUUUAUUCUGAUGAAAACCAUUCUGCUGAUGGAUGCAACAGGAGCAUUUUUACAGUUCGAGAAUCAGGUUUUAGUAACUCUGUCUUUACAAGUUAUCCAGAAAAGUGUCAACUAAACAAGAGCUAUCAAAGAGAGUACAACAAUAAUGAAAUAACAACAGUUGUGGAAAGAAAGGUUGGUGGCAUAUAUGAACACUGUCUGGAUUCUUCACAGAGUAGUUAUUCUGCCAGCUAUUCUCCACGGGCAACAGAGAGUUGUUUGAGUUCAAGUUCAGACAUGCUAUCUGAAGAGGAAGAUCUGCUCCUGCAGCAAACUGAAGACUCAGAGAAGAUAUCCAGGAAAGUUACAAACACAAGUAGUUUUUAUCUAGAAAAGAUGACCAAACAUGUAGGUGAUGGAAUUGUUAAAGAUGAUGCUGAAAUUCAUAAACAGAAUGAGAAUUUGUACCAUGCUGAUCAAUUUUCACAGUAUCAGUGCAAUUCAGAACACAUAUUACACACCACCAACAAUAACUGCAUUCCUCAGGUUGCAAGAUGUGAUGUAGCGGUACAAACGCAGAGAGAAUAUCCCAUGGGGGGGCAGCUUGAUAUUGCCAUACAGUGUAGUAUAAUCUCAGAAUGCACAUGUAGAAGUGAGGUGUCUUCCCCUUGGAAUAUUGAAAACCAUGCUAAGAACAAUAAGGCAGAUACCACUGGAGGGCAGGAAAUCCUUAAGAAUAACUAA
Messenger RNA from Jaculus jaculus (lesser Egyptian jerboa), 1926 nucleotides. RefSeq names its product chromosome 6 C12orf40 homolog (gene Redic1). The record is from RefSeq and is a predicted model, not a curated record. The transcript has 12 exons. The coding region runs from base 1 to 1926 and encodes 641 amino acids. Lineage: Eukaryota; Metazoa; Chordata; Mammalia; Rodentia; Dipodidae.